This is a messenger RNA of Ectocarpus siliculosus, 4001 nucleotides long. Lineage: Eukaryota; Phaeophyceae; Ectocarpales; Ectocarpaceae. The record is from the annotation of a GenBank genome assembly.
AUGCCUCUGGACGACCAGCUCAUCGUCGACGCUGACAACACGACGACGCGGUCGCCAAGAACACCAAUAGCAAAUGCGAAGGAGUCGGCCAGAUCCCAGGAGGAGAAGAGGGCAGGCGCUCUCGCGGAGUACUUCUCUGCGCUGUUCGACGAGUCGUUCUGCUCCCACAACUUCAAGCUAGUGGGUUCGAGAAUAUUUUCGAGCGGCAGGUUUCAAGAGGAGGAGGCUGCCAAUGCUCGAGACUCGGAACUCUCCUUCGCCCGAGCUGGCAGCAGCAACAGCUCUCUCAACGGCUCUCUGGGCUCGAGCGGGUCUUCCUCGGAGGUCUUACCACGGGUCGGAUCCAGCGGGCAGAUGAGCGACGGUGAACCGUGGGGUUGGUUCGACGAGAUCGAGGAUCCCGCAGGCGGGGAGGGAGGGGGCCCGGCCCCUGACGCUCCGCCGGUGACGAAGGCGACGCCUCCUUACAUUUUGACGGAGUCGUUGUCGACCCAGCGGCUAUGGAGAGAGACGGCGGGCAAGCGACCAAGACAGCCAAGCGAGGAGCGCCAGUUUUUCGAGGAGCAGUGGGCCAAGAACUUCUCAGAUUCGGAGGUGGACUACUCUGAGCCGUUGGCGGAGACGGAUGCGGCGGCAGCAAGAAAACGAGCCAAGAAGAGAACAGCGCCACACUCCAAGGUGCACUACCGCGCCACGAGCCCGUUCGGGUCGGCCGUGUCAAAGUCGUUCCAGUGCGACAACUGCGGCCAGAUCACGUCCAUCAUGGUGCACAUCCCCAAGUUUCAGAUCAUUCAGACGGGAUCGGACGUGCACGCGGAGUAUCUGAUUGUGGUUGGGCUGGGUACGGUAACCCUCGGGGUUUGGAGGCGAUUCUCCGAGUUCCAGCGGCUCGCGAGCAAGCUGUCCAGGUCCAGACGCCGAGAUCAGUUCCACAACGCCCUGUGCAGCUGGAGAUGUCUCCGGGAGCGCCAGCGCUGGUUCAGGUGCCUGGAUGUGGACUACCUCAUUCUCAAGACCUUCCUGCUGGAGCGGUUCCUCCACGACUUCGUCUUCGAGUCGAUGUCACCCAACACGGUCAGGGAGUUCCUCGGAGUCCUCUAGCGCGCGAGAAAGAAGAAGCGGCGUACAGGGUGUGUGUGUGGGGGGGAACCUGUUGUUUCUCUCUCUGUAGGAUAAAGGGUUUGGGCAAAAAAAAACUAAUCCUAACCCCCACCCCAUCUCUCUCUCGCAUUGCCAUGUUCGCUGGUACGGGGUUGUUGCCACUCUCCCUUACCCGUCUGUCUUCUACGCAAGCCGGGGGCAGUGUUGGUAGAUGUUUUUCGUCCACCGGGCACCGUUGGGUGAAGGCAUCACGAAGGAUAUGCUGAUGAUUUCAGGAGGCGUGUUUUUCCGGAGGUUGCACGAGAGAGGGAGAGAGAGAGCUUUUGUGACGGCAAGAUGCCGGGGUGUGGCACUGCCGCUCAUGGAUAACCACAAAAAAUCUACAUAUUUGCAAAUAAGAAGAGGGGCGUGUUUCUCGUUGAAAACAUAAUGCCAUAUCACAAGUCAGUCAUGGAUGGUUAGACUUUUUUUCAUGGAAGAUCUUUCGUUUGCGUGCUCCACGCAAUGAGCUGGCUGGCAAAUUGUUCUAGAGUGUUUGCGAGGGCCCCGCAAUUGCAACAGGCGGUAGCUUUUGUUCUACCACGGUUGUUAGAUUUGGGUCUCAUCCACAUAGAUGGGGGGUUGAGAUGACGAAAUACAGCGAGGGGCACUGGCCCCUCGGCUUGGGUUUUGGUGUUGUUGUUUUGUUGUUUUGUUUCCCGCGCGCUAUGACGGAGGCUAUGUUUUAUUGGCGAGAUGUUGCGGGGGAGGGCAGGGAGAGAGGAUUGUCGGUCGGAGGAGGGCAGCCCGGCCGUUUUCUUGCAUGGUUUGUGUGGGUUUUUGCUUUCCCCGAAAUGAUCUCGGAGCUUGUCAUCGAAGCACGUUGUUUUGUGAACGUUUUUAACACCUUGGGUGGCGUUAUUUUCGUGUUGGUCCGUAGAUCUCAGCGGGAUAUAUAGGUACAGGGCUUGCAUGCGACGAUAUCGUUGUAUAUGUAAAAUAAACCCCACACUGCUGUCUCACGUUUCUGUAGCUUCUCCUUUUCCUAUGUUCGUGGGGGAGGAAAGGACAAGUAGACAAGGCGUGGUGUCUCGUCAAGGUUUCAUCCGUUCGGCAGUUUACCAUGCCAUACUGGACGCAUCUCUGUUCGGGUACGCGGAACAUGUAGAGGGUGAGAAAUUGCUGUAUGUAUUAUUUUAUAGUACGGUCUCGUACCCCCGACAUCGAAAGUUUAUAAGUACAUAAUACGUUUGAAAAUUUUCUUCCCAUGUCUUAGAAGAAGCGCUAGGCGAGACUGGCUGGCUCAUCUACCCCUCCCCCCCCCCCAUGGGGUUAGGGUUGGUUCGCUUGGCUAACGUAGCCGGGGACCAAGUAAGUGGGUGUUCCAGUGUGUGAUGCUGCGGGGGAGGGGGUCAAAUUUUGUCGUGGUUUUCGCCAGGCUAUCCGCGUACGAGUAGGCGGUGCUUUCGAGGGAUCACGGGAGCAAAGUGCCCUGCCCGUUCUCGCUGAUUGGCGCUAGUCGCAGCUUUUGCCACUUUUUUCGGUGUUAGAGAAAACCACUGUUGUUGCUGGAAAAGGCCGUGUUUCGAACUACAGUAGUAGCAGUUGUGGUGAAACAAUUUUUGUUCAGUUUUUGUGUUUUGUUUGGAGCGCGUUUCGAGGAGACGCUGGAUGAGCCAUGGAGGCCCGAUUUUGCGAACCACCGGGAGACAGACUCAAGGCACGAAAGAACGCGGCCGGCAAUGUGUGUGCGGGAUGGGAUGGUAUGGGGUGAGGGGACGGCAAUAAACUUGUACUGAAGUAGUACUCACCAACGGCUUGCGCAAUACGUGUACCCAUACACAGCAGGAGAGGGUUACCCCCAGGGCGAGGGAGGUUUUUAGGCGGACACACGUUCUGGGGCCUGGUUUGUGUUUUGCCCCGGCAACGCUGGAGAAAUACUCCGUAGCCUCGAUGGCCUUGUGGUCGGGGUGGGAGGACGGGAAGGGGGAACUUUCUGUAUGAAGAUCGUGGAGGUUGUUUUUCUUUGUACCGCUGCUGUUUGCCGUCUGAUGAUGUACUGCUGGCGUUGGGCGGGUGUUGUUGUUUGGGGUAAAGGAUUGGACCCAAACCAGAGAAAAACGAAAGCUGGCUGAAGCGAACACGCCGGGUGGGUCGGGAAACGGUUUAAGAACGAUCGGCAAGUCUGCGUGUUUUUGUGGUGUCUUUUCUCUAUUAUGAAGGACCGAUCGUACGGGAGAUUUCUAUCAUGCAUACAGAUUCAGGGCGUUCGGCGAAGUCACGUACCGCGAGUCGGUUCUUGAUUACAUCGAUCCGAUGAAAUCCCUGUGUAGAUGGACGGUGGGGAUUGCAGCGAGGACCGCGGAACGUUUUCGAUUGGUUAUUGUGCCUGCCCCCUUGUCUUGUCGCCGUGCGGUGUACUAAAUAGGCACUUCUCGACAACCCGCCGACGAUGAUGGUGAGCAAGGGGACGCACGGAAUGACGGUACAUUUGCGACCCGCUUACUCCCCGGGGGACAUGUUGUUGGCUCUACUUUUACUGCCCUCCAUCCGUUUCAGGUUUGCUUGUUCUUCCUUCCCGAACGAAUACGCAGGCAUAGGCUUGGCACGGGUUUUAUUGACAGAGAGGCAGGUACAUACAUGGUAGGAGAGGGAUUGGGGCCAGGUGAGGAAAUGUAGGGCGAGCGGAGGGCGCAAGAAUGUAUAUAUACUUGAGUUUUGCAGGGAAGAGAGAAACCUACAAGAUGGUGUCAGUUUUAAUGACUUCCCCCCUGAGCAGGCCUCAAGAGUUCUGCAACGAUUUUUGUUCGAAGAAGACGAUUCUAUUGUUCCAAGAAGACGUUUCAGAUGAGCUGUUGAGAAAGACGAGGGACAGAGAGAGGCGCCAGCACGGAGGGAGGAGGAGAGGAGAAUUAGAGACU